Macrosiphum euphorbiae (potato aphid) is the source of this 2649-nucleotide messenger RNA. The record is from the annotation of a GenBank genome assembly. Lineage: Eukaryota; Metazoa; Arthropoda; Insecta; Hemiptera; Aphididae.
AUGUCGGCGUUGUUCAAGAGAGCCGAACAGUUGAAACGUUGGGAGGAAUCGGACACCAACCGAGAGUCGCCAUCCCGCAAGAACAUCAAGGCAGUAUCGUUCCCCAUAGACUGUGCUUUCCUAGCGUCUGUCUCGUCAGGCGAUAAGAACGAGGUGAACAGCUUGCUGUACUUGGCCGCUGACAUCAAUGCCGCUAAUGCGGAUGGUCUCACAGCUUUGCAUCAGGCUUGUAUUGAUGAUAACCUAGAUAUGGUUGAAUUUUUGGUUGAACAUGGAGCUGAUGUGAAUAGAGGUGAUAAAGAAGGAUGGACACCAUUGCAUGCAACAACAUCUUGUGGAUUUGUUAGCAUUGCAAAAUAUUUAUUAGAACACGGAGCAGAUGUAUCAGCAAUUAACUGUGAUCAAGAACUAGCUAUUGACAUUGCAGAAUCUGAUGACAUGAGAAAACUUUUAGAACAACAUUUAAGAGAUAUGGGAAUUGACUGUGAUGAAGCAAGGAACAAAGAAGAGAGACUGAUGCUAAAAGAUGCUCGAGAAUGGAUUAAUACUGGCAAAUUUAAGGAUUCUCCUCAUGCUACUACUGGGGCAAUGGCAAUACACGUAUCUGCUGCCAAAGGAUACAUUAAAGUCUUAGAGCUCCUUAUUCAAGCUGGUGCAGAAGUCGAUUGUCAAGAUUAUGAUGGUUGGACACCAUUACAUGCAGCAGCAUAUUGGGGUCAAAAAGAAGCUUGUGAAAUAUUAGUUGAACAUUUCUGUAAUAUGAAAAAGAAAAAUUUUGUGGGUCAAACAGCAUUUGAUGUUUCUGAUGAAGAAAUGAAAGAUUUACUUGAUGAAUUAAAAAAGAAACAAGCUUCUCAAAAUAAAGAUGCAUUAGAUAAAAAUUACCUAAUAAGUAAUAAAUUAUCAAAUUCUCAGAAUCAGAAAAGAAGCAGGCUAUCCGGUAAUGACAAAUCAACAUUGAAAAAGGACAAAGAAACCGUAUUAGAUCGAAAUCGAGUGAUUAAAGAGGAAGAAGAUGAUAUUAAGAUUAAGGAUGACCCCACAAUACAUCAAAAAGUGGAAAUUCAACUUACACCUAUUGAACAGACGUCAGAAAAUAACAUUGGAAAUACAACCAAAGAAUUCAAACAGCCUAUUGUCCCAUCAUCAGACAAUAACGAAUUAAAGCCUCCAGAAGUUGUUUUGCGUAGAACGCAAAGUUUCGAGUCUGAUGAAAAGUUUUAUCGACGUUAUUGUGAGUUACGUGCUAAAAUUAAAGGUAACUUGUGGGGAGUUAUACAUCCUUCUCCAUCUACAGCAUGUGCUUCACCUCCUAUGAGAACUGCUUCAUUAAAGGAAAAACCUCUAUCAAGGCGGAACAAAAGUAAUUUUAGAGACGAUCAAACAAAUUUAGCAACUGCUCAGAGCAGUUUGAAUUCAAAUGAUACAACACAUCCAACUCCCAAUAUUCGCAGUGGUGUCAAAGCAUUUAUCAGUGGUCUCCAAAUGCAACAGAAACAAUCAGAAACAACCCAUAAAAUAGUCCCCGGGAACAUCUUUAAAAACUUUUUCAAGUCAUUUGUUCCUCCGGUUAGAGAUGACGAAUCAGAAACUCAACGAAAAGCACAUGCUAAACGUGUUCGAGAAACUAGACGUUCCACUCAAGGAGUGACUUUAGAAGAACUAAAAUCUGCAGAACAAAUUGUUAAGCAAAAAAAUCAGGAUACUGGCAAAAGCAAAUUAAGCAACUCUCAAGUGGAAACAAAUAAUAACUCCACAAACAAUAUUGGAACACCGCACGCUAAAAAAGAAGAGCAUGUAACUGUUACGGCUACGAUUACUCCAUUGCCCCGAAAUAUUCCAUCUAACAUGCCAGAUAGCUGUUUGGAACGGAGGCCGUCUUGGAGACUUAGGGUCGAAAACGGCAGCAAGUUUUUGCUUGAAGAUGCUAGAUCUAAUGAAGCAGUUCCAAAACCUCCAACAAAGUCACACAUUCCGUCAUCUCCUGAUACUAGCGCAGAUACAACUGUCACGUUACCAUUAAGGCGUCCUUCACCUAAAGAAAUUGACGAUAAAGAUCAAGAUAAAGAAAAUGAAUUCCGCAAUCACCAGGCCACUCAAGCAGUUAUACAAAGAAGGAAAAGGCCGAAGCGAAGAUCUACUGGAGUGGUUCACGUUGAUUUGGACGAAAUUGAUCCAGACAGACAAGAUACCUCUUCUUGUGGCGGUACCGAUGAUAGUAUCGGAGAGAGCGGUGGAGAUACCAAAUCGAAUCCGACGUCGCGGCUCGGUUCAAUAUCGUCAUCACUAGACAGUAAACACAGUAGUGCUGCAAAUUCUCCCGGCUCGUGUUCUGAAAACGGCGACAUCGAUUACAAAGCUUUGUACGAAGAAGUAGUCGUAGAUAACGAACGAUUGAGGCGACAGUUACAGAAGACUGAGGAAGACCUACUAGAAGCAAAAAUUACUAUAGAAAAACAAUCGACCAAUGCUGGAAAAAGCACGACAUUAUCGGAAACGGAAAAACGUGAAAGGCGGGCUAUGGAGAGAAAACUGUCAGAGAUGGAAGAGGAACUCAAGCAAUUGCAAAAGUUGAAAGCAGAAAAUGAACGGCUCCGAACUGAGAACAGAGCCCUUACCAGAGUCGUUUCUAAACUUACUCAUACCUGA